UUCGCUCCGACAAAUAAAAAGCAGGACUUCAUAAGCCGCUUGGGACGAGGUUUCACCUUCAUUUUUUUUAUCCUACCUGACGAAAGGAGUUUUGCUUGAUCUUCCUACUGUAAUUGGAUUAGCAUCUUCGCCUUGGGACAAUAUGGAAAGUUACAAGCAAGUGAGAUUUGGCGUGCUCGCCGUGGUCCUGGUUUUAUGUUGCGCGAGGACCUGCGCCUCAGACAACUUUCCAAAAGCGCAGAACGUAAGCUGGUCCUCUAUCAACUUUAAAUCCAUAUUAACGUGGAGCCCAAAGCCAAUGAAUUAUUCCUACACUGUUGAAUUUUCAGAGCCCAGCCAGGACAGACAACGUACGCCAAACUGUAUCAGGACGACGGAAACUGAAUGCGACCUGACUGCCGAGUUAAAAAACCUGAAGGCCUAUUACAGCGCCGACAUCCUGUCUGAACCCAUGCGGGGCGUCACCUCCGAUCUGGUGGAGUUCCCUCAUGUCAGAUCGGACAAAUUCUCCCCUUACUUCGACACUGCCAUUGGCAGGCCGGAGUUUAAAAUAGAAGUAAGCAGCGAUAAAAGGAAGAUUACUCUGCACGUAACGGACAUCCCCACGGCUCUCUUUAAUAAGGAUAAGAAGAGACUGAAUAUUCGGGAUGUUUUCGGAGACGACCUACAGUAUAAGGUUAUCUACAGGAAAGCCAAGAGCACAGGAAAGAAAGAAAAGUUCAGUAAAAGCAGCGUCAUCGAGCUGACGGAUGUGGACCAAGGAGUGAGCUACUGUUUUUACGUUCAGGCCUUCCUACCUUUCCGAUCUUCAAACAAACAGCUCGGAGAGAUCAGCAGCUACCACUGCUCGCAGGAAGUCGACCCAUCUGUCUUUGAAGAAUACGGCGUGGGUGUCAUCGCCGGAGCCAUUCUUAUUAUCAUCUUGGCGCUUACAGCAAUCAUCAUUGUCGCCGUGAUUUGCUGCAGACGAAGAAAGAGAGCAAAAAACACCGGAAAAGAGGGAUUACCACUGAACGGUGUGUGAGGAGUGUUGACCUAAAAUGGACUUUCUCUUUGGGAGAAAACUGUGGGAAAAUUGUGUUUCUGUGAAACCUCAAAAUGUAGAUAUGUUAGACAUAUUAUUUAGCAGGUCGAGGCCUUUAUACCGUCAGGUGGUGGGUUCUUUAGUCUGGCACUGAAGUGUACUGUAUAAACAUUUUUAUAAGCACUGGCUAAUUUCGUCUACUUUCUAACAAAUGGAAAUACUGUACGGUUUACGAUGGGUUUACUGGGAGAAUCGAAAUCAGAGCACAUUUUAUGAAAUGAAAGAACACUAAUUUAUUUUUUUUAGCUAUCGAUACGGUAAGCUGUAUUUGUGUUUGUGACUGCAAAACGUUUUAACACAUUGCAACUGUACAGUGCUAAUGAUAAAAUCUGGUUUAUUGCCACUUUUAUAAACAUUAUCAUUACACCACUACAAAAUUGUGAAUCCGGUAGGAAUGGUACUGAUGUAAUAUUAUUUUUUAAUAAAACUGUUAUAUACGAAACUGCACAUGUGGACUGAUCGGCACGCAGAUAUAUGUCAUAUUUUCUAAAUUAAAAGAAUAUGUUUCA
Puntigrus tetrazona (Sumatra barb) is the source of this 1593-nucleotide messenger RNA. It is a transcript of the gene f3a, whose product is annotated as coagulation factor IIIa. Gene Ontology annotation, biological process: blood coagulation. Gene Ontology annotation, cellular component: membrane. The record is from RefSeq and is a predicted model, not a curated record. Gene Ontology annotation, molecular function: protein binding. NCBI's taxonomy places the organism in Eukaryota, Metazoa, Chordata, Actinopteri, Cypriniformes, Cyprinidae. The coding region runs from base 143 to 1024 and encodes 293 amino acids. The transcript is spliced from 6 exons.